This is a messenger RNA of Saimiri boliviensis boliviensis (Bolivian squirrel monkey), 519 nucleotides long. The record is from RefSeq and is a predicted model, not a curated record. NCBI's taxonomy places the organism in Eukaryota, Metazoa, Chordata, Mammalia, Primates, Cebidae.
AUGGUGCUUGUGGACAGGACACUCACAGACAGCAAACUGCUAAAGAACUACCUGAGCUACCAAAGAGCCUUGGAUUAUUCUGCUUUUGAAGACAUCAUGAAAAAUGGAUUUGAAAGACUGGUCCCUCGACAGCCAAUUGAAUUGCUCCAGAUGAAACGAUCUGAGCUUCCAGCCCCUUCCUCCAGUCAAAAAAUUGACUCUGCUGCAUGGCAAGAAUGUGUAAACAAUUAUAUGGCCCAGCUAGAGCAUCAAGCAACUUUAAUUGAGAAUCUGAAACUAAUGUCACAGCGUGGAUGUAAUGCCUGGAAGGUAUAUGAUGAAAAUCUAGUUCAUGUGAUUGAACACACAGAGAAAGAAGAGCUUCAGAAGUUAAGAAAACAUAUUCAAGAUUUAAACUGGCAGCAAAAGAACAUGCAACUCUCAGCUGAAACUAAAUCAAGAGAAAUCGAAUCAAAUUGGAUAUCCCUCAUCCGUAAGAAUUACAAGACUGAACAGACUACGGGACUAUUGUUCAACUAG